CAACUUCCGGCUGUCUCCAGGCGACCUGUCAGGGAGCCACCCCCCACCCCGGCCGCUCAGGUGUAUUGGAUUUGUUCUAUGAGAGAGCAUUGGAUUGGUGGGGCCAGCAGCAGAACUCCUUGGCCUGGUCCUGCCCGGCCACAUCCUUUGGUGCAGCCCCCACCAUGAGAAGCCUCCUGCCUCUGAUCUGCAUCAUCCUGGCCUGCAAGUUGGGGGGUGCGACUUUGGCCAAGUCAGACCCCAAAAAAGCAACCUCCAAAACUUUCCAGGAAAAGACCCAGCCCUCCACACUGACUGUCCAGGAGCGGGGCCUGGUGGUUUCGGACCUCAAAGCUCAGGAUGUGGUGUUAGAGCACGGCAGCUACUGUGCCCAGAAAACCAGGCACAGACACUUCCCUGGACACGUCCUGGGCUACGUCACACCAUGGAACAGCCAUGGCUACGAUAUCGCCAAGACUUUUGGGAACAAGUUCACGCUGAUCUCCCCAGUGUGGCUGCAGGUGAAGAGGCGGGGUCUAGAACUCUACCAGAUCUUGGGCCUUCAUGACGCUGACCAAGACUGGAUGAAAAGCGUUAAGAAGCAAGCGAAAAAUGUGCGCAUUGUGCCUCGGAUCCUGUUUGACAAAUGGACUCGGGAUGACUACAGAAGCUUGUUUAGCAGUGAAGAUGAGAUAGAAGAGCUUGCUAAGACCUUGGUCCAGGUGGCACAGAAUAAGCAUUUUAAUGGAUACGUCUUGGAGGUCUGGAGCCCUUCCUUGCAAGAGCAGCAAAAGGAUCUCCUGCACACGCUGACUCAUGUGGUGGAGGCUUUGCAUCAGGCCCAGCUGCUGGUCAUCCUGGUCGUCCCGUCCACCAUCGUCCCGGGGAAGGAUCAUCUGGGGAUGUUUACUAAAAAGGCAUUCGACCACCUGGGCCCCAUGAUCGACGGCUUCAGCCUGAUCACCUACGACUAUUCUGCUGCUGAAGCGCCUGGCCCAAAUGCACCCUUGUCCUGGGUUCGAGAUUGCAUCGAGAUCCUCGAUCCAGACUCCAAGUCACGGGACAAGAUUCUGCUGGGUCUCAAUUUCUACGGCAUGGAUUUCUCAGCCACCUCAGACUCAAGGGAACCAAUCCUCGGAGACAGGUAUAUCCGGGUCCUAAAAGAUCACAAGCCCAAGAUUGUCUGGCACCAAGAGUUUGCAGAGCAUUACUUCGAGUACAAGAGAAGCAAAAGCAGAAAGCAUUUCAUCUUCUUUCCGACCCUGAAGUCCAUUCAGCUGCGGCUGGACCUCGCCAAGGAGCUGGGUACCGGCAUUGCCAUCUGGGAGCUGGGACAAGGCCUGGACUAUUUCUAUGACCUGCUGUGAGGCCGUGAGCAGAGCCCCUGCACCCUCCCCCCCUCAAACUGAGCCAGAUUGUUUUUGUUUGGUUUUGUUUUUAAGAAUUAGACUUUUGUACACUGUUGAGGGUGGCAGGAAAAUCUCUGUGGAAUACACGUUUCUGUUCUUUCCUGCCGGA
Molecule: messenger RNA, 1497 nt
Organism: Phascolarctos cinereus (koala)
Lineage: Eukaryota; Metazoa; Chordata; Mammalia; Diprotodontia; Phascolarctidae
Gene: CHID1
Product: chitinase domain containing 1
Biological process (GO): carbohydrate metabolic process
Cellular component (GO): endomembrane system
Molecular function (GO): chitin binding; oligosaccharide binding
Source: RefSeq, a predicted model, not a curated record